AUGGACCAGGGACAAUCCGACGAGAUGAUCGAUUCUUACAUUGCUCGCGAUCAUUCGCUCGCUGGCUUUGACCGUUCCAACUUUACUCCUGACGUCUACAAGUAUGAGGCGCCAUCUUCGGGCCACAUCGUUGGCGGAUUCUCGGUUGCAGACUGCCCUGACGAGGGCCUCUUGUCUUGGAGCACCGUAGCGGCGAGCUUCUUCGACAACGGAUACCACACCGCCACAGGAAGCGGGUGGCGACCGAGUUCGUCGGCUGCGCAGGUGCAUCUUGGGAUCGGUUCGGUACUGCGCUGGCUUUCUGUGCAUUCUACGUUGCUGACGGAGGGUAUCCGCGCUAUGCAACAGUCGUUCGAGAAGCAUUCCAGCAGGUAG
Sporisorium graminicola is the source of this 375-nucleotide messenger RNA. RefSeq lists its product as uncharacterized. The transcript has a single exon. The record is from RefSeq and is a predicted model, not a curated record. Bases 1 to 375 code for a protein of 124 amino acids. NCBI's taxonomy places the organism in Eukaryota, Fungi, Basidiomycota, Ustilaginomycetes, Ustilaginales, Ustilaginaceae.